This is a messenger RNA of Candidozyma haemuli, 3456 nucleotides long. It is a transcript of the gene AFL1, whose product is annotated as inositol polyphosphate kinase. Gene Ontology annotation, molecular function: inositol hexakisphosphate kinase activity; ATP binding; metal ion binding. Gene Ontology annotation, biological process: inositol phosphate biosynthetic process; inositol metabolic process. Gene Ontology annotation, cellular component: cytosol. NCBI's taxonomy places the organism in Eukaryota, Fungi, Ascomycota, Pichiomycetes, Serinales, Metschnikowiaceae. The coding region runs from base 1 to 3456 and encodes 1151 amino acids. The transcript has a single exon. The record is from RefSeq and is a predicted model, not a curated record.
AUGGACACUUCCCAGCUGAUCCCGAUCCCCAAACACGGAGACGGGAAAAACCAGUCCAUGCUGCCUCUUCUGCUCAGUUCUGGCGACGGUAAAGAGGUCACUGAAAAAGCCAUGGCUCUGAUAGCGCCCAUGUUAGAAGGAUUCACUCCCAAGACCAGUGCUGAAGAGUCCAAAGAUGGCGUUGCUUCUCAAAUGGCUACGGCGCUGACUUCUCCUAGAAGACUGUCCUUGGCAGCUAUUGGUGAAUCUGUGUCGCUUACUUCAGAUAACUUAUCGUUGAAUAAUGCUAUAGCUCAGCUUCUGCCUGACCAUAGUGAUGCCAAUGGGAACGGUGAUGUUCCUACGAAACCUUAUUCAAGAACAAACUCGGCGUCGUCGUGGGACUUGAAUUUGCCUAAACUUAAUAAGACCGUGCUGAACUCGCUGAAUACACUGAAGAGGUCUGCGUCUAACAAUAAUACCAAUACUAACACUACACCAUCUAAUGUGAACAAGAUUGGUAAGAUUGGUGUGUGUGCUAUGGAUUCGAAAGUCAUGCUGAAACCAUGCAGAAAGAUUUUGAAUAGACUUAUUGAGAACGGUGAGUUUGAAACUAUAGUGUUUGGUGAUAAGGUCAUUUUGGACGAAGCGGUGGAAAAUUGGCCCACUUGCGAUUUCCUCAUUAGUUUCUUCUCCACGGGGUUUCCUCUUGAUAAGGCAAUCAGCUAUGCUAACCUUAGAAAGCCUUACAUCAUCAACGACUUGACUUUGCAGAAGACAUUGUGGGAUAGACGUUUGGUGUUGAACAUUUUAAACCACGCCAAUGUUCCUACACCUGAAAGGCUUGAAAUCAGUAGAGAUGGCGGGCCUAGAAUAGAUAAAAUCUUGGAGGAUAAGCUUGCAGAGGUUGGCAUUCCUCGUGACCAUUUGGAUAGGUUGACUCACCAGGACGAACCAGAAUGGAGUAUGGUCGAUGACGAUACUCUUUGCGUGAAUGGCAAGAGCAUGAAGAAGCCUUAUGUGGAGAAACCUGUUGACGGCGAAGACCACAAUGUUUACAUCUACUACCCCAAAUCCACCGGUGGAGGAGGACGUCGUCUUUUUAGAAAGAUUGGUAACAAGUCGUCUGAGUUUGAUCCUGAAUUGAAUGGCCCUCGUACUGAGGGUUCUUUUAUUUAUGAGAAGUUCAUGGACACUGAUAACUUUGAGGAUGUGAAAGCUUACACUAUUGGACAAGAGUUCUGCCAUGCCGAAACUAGAAAGUCGCCUGUGGUUGAUGGUAUCGUCAGACGUAACACUCACGGUAAAGAGAUUCGUUUUGUUACUGAAUUGAGCGAUGAGGAGAAGACCAUGGCAAGAAAUGUCAGUCGGAUUUUUAAACAGACUAUUUGUGGUUUUGAUUUGUUGCGUGUAAACGGUGAAUCUUAUGUCAUUGACGUUAAUGGGUUCUCCUUUGUCAAGGAUAACAACGACUACUACGAUUCAUGUGCCUCCAUCUUGAGAAACAUGUUCAUCGAGGCUAAGAAGUCCAGAGACUUCAUCAAGAACAGGAUUCCAAAGACCAGUCAAGUCAACCAAUCUGAGUUUGAAGAGAAGCUGCAGAAAUGGGUCUUCAAAGGCAUGGUUUCUGUCAUUAGACACGCCGACAGAACGCCAAAGCAGAAGUUCAAGUACUCUUUCAGAUCACCCCUUUUCAUCUCCUUGCUUAAGGGCCACAAGGAAGAAGUUAUCAUCAGAGCAGUUCCAGAUUUACAGGUUGUUUUGGAAACAGUAAAGAUCGCCGAAGAAAAGGAGCUUGAAGACUUAAAGAAGCUUAAACAGUUAAGAAUGGCCUUGGAGAAGAAGAUGGAGUUCCCAGGCACUAAGAUUCAAUUGAAGCCCUCUUUGAACUCUGAAAACCCAGAUAUCGUUGAAAAGGUCCAGUUUAUCUUGAAAUGGGGUGGUGAGCCAACUCACUCGGCUAGAUUCCAGGCUACUGAUGUCGGUGAGCAAUUGAGACAAAACAUCAAAUUGCUCAACAGGGAAGCUCUCAACGACGUCAAGGUCUACACUUCUUCCGAAAGAAGAGUCAUUGCUAGUGCUCACCUCGCAACCAGCUCGAUGUUGGGUUUGCCUACUUUGCCAGAUGACUUUUUGAUUAUCAGAAAGGAUCUUUUGGAUGACUCCAACGCUGCCAAGGACUUGAUGGAUAAAGUUAAGAAGAAGUUGAAGCCUUUGUUGAGACAAGGCGCUGAGGCACCUCCACAGUUCACCUGGCCACCAAAGAUGCCACAGCCUUUCGUUGUUAUCAAGAGAGUCUGCGAGUUGAUGAAUUACCAUAAAAACAUCAUGGAGUACAAUUUCAAGAACUACGAUGUCAGCAAGUUCCAGGAGAACUGGUGUUGUGGUGAAGAUCCUUACUUGUUUAAGGAAAGAUGGGAUAAGCUUUUCCAGGAGUUUAUCACCGUUGAGAAGACCCAUCCUUCUAAGAUUUCUGAAUUGUACGAUACCAUGAAGUAUGACGCUUUGCACAACCGUCAAUUCUUGGAAAAGAUCUUUGCAUUUGAUCCUAACGACCAGAACUUGCUCAAGGUCUUGGGCGAGACAUGUGGAGAUACCAUCAAGUCUUCUGGUCUUGUUAGCGAGUACCCUAUCAACAUUUUGGCCAUGAACAAUUUCAAGAUUCCUCACGAAGCUAGUUCCAAUGUCAGCUCAGCUUCUGGAUCCACUUCAAACCUUCAGAACAUUACAAACUCCAGCACAGUAUCCGCUGGUUCUCUUGGUUGGGUUUUAAAGGGUGCUACUCCAUCCGUGAAGCAUUCUAACGCAAACAAUGACUCCAACACUCAAGGAAAGUCCAGUUGCAACAGCAGUAUAAGCAGCAGCGGUAAGGCUCCAGAGAACCCAUUUGACCAUCCUACCUUCGCCAGACUCAGAGAAUUAUACAGAUUAUCUAAGGUGUUGUUCGAUUUCAUCUGUCCUCAGGAAUACGGUAUCAAGGAUGAAGAGAAGUUGGAUAUUGGAUUGUUGACUUCUUUACCAUUGGCCAAGCAAAUCUUGUCUGAUAUCAAGGACAUGAAGAAGCAUGAUUCUGCUGCUAUGGUCAACUACUUCACCAAGGAAUCUCAUAUCUACACCUUGCUUAACGUCAUUUACGGUGCCCAGCUUCCUAUGAAGAUCGCCAGAAACGCUUUGCCAGAACUCGAUUACAUGUCACAGAUUGUCUUCGAAAUCUAUGAAUCUGGCGACUCUAACAGUCCAUCCGGUAAGAAGCAUGCUAUCAGAAUGUCGUUAUCUCCAGGUUGUCAUACUCAGGAUCCUUUGGAUGUUCAUUUGGAUGAUGAUCACUACAUUGGCUGUAUUCCAAGAAUCAGUUUAACUAGACAUUUGGAUAUGGACUUGGUUAUCCAGAGAUUGAAGUCUAGAUUCUCAAGAGUCUCGUUGCCUAAGCAGUUCACUCCAGUCAACAUAUCCAGUCCAUUGGUUACUGGUCUUUGA